Molecule: messenger RNA, 1107 nt
Organism: Adineta ricciae
Lineage: Eukaryota; Metazoa; Rotifera; Eurotatoria; Adinetida; Adinetidae
Source: the annotation of a GenBank genome assembly
AUGAAAAAAAUAAAUAUUCCAACUGAACCAGUCGGAUCCAUUCCACGUCCACAUGAAUUGAUUCUUGCUCAACGAAAUUAUCAUCAAGGUCGACUUGUUUUGGAUCGAUUACAUGAUUAUUACAUACGAGCUAUCCAAAUGACAAUCCAAGGACUCGAAGAAACGGGUUCGCCUGUGAUCACUGAUGGUGAACAAACGAAACCGUCAUUUCUCACAUAUCCCAUAUUUGUCCUAUUUAAUGAUUAUUAUACAUUCUCGACAGAUUGUUUUUCAUUGAAAUUCACUGAUGGUCAUCAGAGAUUAUUGCCACGUUUGAUCAAAGCACCUUUUCGCUAUGCUGUUUAUGCUCAUACAUAUAUCGAUAAUGCCAAACAAAUCACACAAUUACCAAUCAAACAAGCGGUGAUCACGGCAUCGGCGUUAUCGAUGGUCUAUCCGAAAGCAACGAUUCGAGGCUAUUCACAUGAGCAAUUCUUGGAUGAUUUAACAAAUGAAUGUGAAAAAGAUAUUCGGUUGUGUUUGGAAAGUGGUGCACAUUGUGUACAACUUGAUUUUACCGAAGCUCGUUUUGCAUUAAAAGUGGAUCCAAGCGGACAAUUAUUACGCGAUUUUGUUCAAUUGAACAAUCAAGUUCUCGAUCGUUUUGCUUUUCGAGAACAACAUCGACUUGGUGUUCAUAUUUGUUCUGGUGACGAUGGGGAUUGUUGUUCAUCGUAUGAAAUCAAUUACCUCGAUAUACUUCCUUCGUUAUUUCAAUUACAUGUAGUAAAUUUCUAUUUACGAAUAGCAAGUGAACCGAAUCGUCAACGAGUGUUUGAGUGUAUUCGUGAUCAUAUGCAACCAUGGCAUCGCAUAUUUAUCGGUGUGAUCAAUCCAGUUGAUCCUCGGGUAGAGACUGGUGAGGAAGUGUGUGAACGUAUCAUGGAAGCAUUGCAAUACAUUCCAGUUGAGCAGUUGGGCACAACUGAUGAUUGUGGUUUCUCUCCAUUCGAUGAUGAUCAAUCUAUUUCAAGACAGAUCGCUUUUGAUAAAAUUCGAGCACGAAUAGAUGGAACUCGACUAGCAGAAGAACGAUUGAUGUUACAAGGACGAAAAUUCACUCAAUAA